This is a messenger RNA of Gopherus evgoodei (Goodes thornscrub tortoise), 6724 nucleotides long. It is a transcript of the gene ANKS1A, whose product is annotated as ankyrin repeat and sterile alpha motif domain containing 1A. The transcript has 28 exons. Bases 25 to 3717 code for a protein of 1230 amino acids. The record is from RefSeq and is a predicted model, not a curated record. Lineage: Eukaryota; Metazoa; Chordata; Testudines; Testudinidae. Gene Ontology annotation, cellular component: cytosol. Gene Ontology annotation, molecular function: protein binding.
GGCCCCGGCCGGCGGGGCCGGGCCAUGGGGAAGGAGCAGGAGCUGCUGGAGGCCGCCCGCACCGGUAACCUGCCCGCCGUGGAGAAGCUGCUCUCGGGCAAGCGCCUCAGCUCGGGCUUCGGCUCGGGGGGCGGCAGCGGCGGCUCCGGGAGCGGCGGCGGUGGGGGGCACCCGCUCUCCAGCCUGCUCAGCAUCUGGAGGGGACCAAAUGUGAACUGUGUUGACAGUACUGGAUAUACUCCGCUGCACCAUGCUGCUUUGAAUGGUCACAAGGAUGUGGUGGAAGUUCUGCUGAGGAACGAUGCGCUAACCAAUGUGGCAGACUGCAAAGGUUGUUACCCUCUUCACUUGGCAGCCUGGAAAGGAGAUGCAGAGAUUGUAAAACUUCUCAUCCAUCAGGGACCCUCCCACACUAAAGUGAAUGAACAGAAUACUCUUGAGAUCAAAGAACUCAAAAAGUACGGCCCUUUUGACCCCUAUAUCAAUGCCAAGAAUAACGACAAUGAGACCGCGCUGCACUGUGCUGCUCAGUAUGGCCACACGGAAGUUGUGAAGGUUCUCCUGGAGGAGCUGACGGACCCCACGAUGCGCAACAACAAGUUUGAGACGCCUCUGGAUCUGGCUGCGCUCUAUGGAAGGCUGGAGGUUGUGAAGAUGCUGCUGAACGCUCACCCCAAUCUUUUAAGCUGCAACACUAAGAAACACACCCCCCUGCACCUGGCAGCUAGGAAUGGACAUAAAGCUGUAGUCCAUGUCCUCCUAGAUGCUGGCAUGGAUAGCAACUACCAGACUGAGAAGGGCAGUGCUUUGCAUGAGGCUGCUUUGUUUGGCAAGACCGACGUGGUACAAAUAUUGCUGGCUGCAGGUAUUGAUGUGAAUAUAAAAGAUAACCGAGGCCUGACAGCUCUGGAUAUUGUGAGGGAACUUCCUUCUCAGAAAAGCCAACAAAUAGCAGCUCUCAUUGAAGAUCACACAACUGAGAAGAAGAGUAGAAAAGCGGCAGAGAAGGCUCCGCCAACACCUGUCAUUCCUGCCACUGAACCUGCAGUCCGGAUACCACAGGGUGAUGUGGAGAAAGCAGUGACUGAACUGAUCAUAGACUUAGAAAUGAACCCAGAGGAGGAGUGUCCUUAUGAAGCUUUAUACAACGCGACAUCCUGCCACUCGCUGGACAGCCUGGCCAGUGGGAGGUCUUCAGACAGAGACUCUGUGAAUAAGGAAGCAGAGACAACAGGUCUUAAGGCAGCAGCAAUCAGGCCUAGAGAGCGUCCACCCCCUCCUGCCAAGCCACCCCCUGAUGAAGAGGAGGAGCCUGUGGAGAAGAAGCUAGGUCGCAGUGCUUCAUGUGAGGCCUCUGUGGUGCAGAGGAAGAGCAGGGGAGGUGCAGCUGAGGAAGAGGAGGAGCAUCCUUAUGAGCUGUUGCUUACCGCAGAAACUAAAAAGCCGCUUGCAGUGGAUAGAAAAACAAAAGGGGAAUCGCCAUCUUCAGGUGCUGUCAGCAGUAACCAGCUUCAGGCCAAACCCCGAAAAGGCACGUCUUCCCAAGAUGGUCAAUGGCCAUUAAAUCGCCAAGGUUCUUCCGACCUCUCUUCUAGCCAUUCCGAGCAACAUCCAAACCCCGAAGCAUGCAUGACUGAGACCUCGACAGACCACAGGAGGAGCAGUGGUAGCCGGAGCCAAGAUUCUGCAGACAGCCAGGACAUCCAGGUCCCGGAGCAGUUUUCAGGGUUGCUCCAUGGCUCCUCCCCGGUGUGUGAGAUAAACGAGGAUCCUUUCAGACUCAUUUCUGUGGCCAAAGGAGGCACAGAGGUCACAGGCCACUCACCUGCUAUGCAGUUGGAGGGUGCUGAUUUACCUGUCUCUGGAUCAGUACGGACCAGUUCUCCUGAGCAAAACCUGAAAGUGAUCUACGCAACAGUCCAGCCCAAAAAUGUCCAACAGGCAGAACCUGAAACUGCAGUGACUCCCCAAGCAUUGCAGCACCCUGGUGGUGCAGAGGAAGAGGGAGACAGAGGUGGUGCUGGGGGCCGAGCCCACCUGGGAGGCAAGCCCAAAGCAGAGCUCAAACUCAGCCGUAGCUUGUCCAAAUCAGACUCCGACCUCCUGACCUGCUCACCGACUGAGGACGAUGCCAUGGGGAGCCGGAGCGAAUCUCUCUCAAACUGCAGCACUGGGAAGAAAAGACUGGAGAAAUCUCCGUCUUUUGCUUCGGAGUGGGAUGAGAUUGAGAAAAUCAUGAGCUCCAUCGGUGAAGGCAUUGACUUUUCUCAGGAACAGCAAAGGAUCUCAGGUUCGCGGAUGCUGGAGCAGAGCGUCGGGGAGUGGCUGGAGUCCGUCGGCCUGCAGCAGUAUGAGAGUAAGCUGCUUUUGAACGGCUUUGACGAUGUCCGCUUCCUGGGCUGUAAUGUAAUGGAAGAUCAGGACCUUCGGGAGAUCGGGAUUAGCGACCCGCAGCACCGCAGAAAACUUCUCCAGGCCGCACGUCCCCUUCCCAAGGUGAAAUCUCUGGGUUGCGAUGGGAACAGCCAGCCUUCGGUUCCUGCUUGGCUUGACUCUUUGGGGCUGCAGGACUACAUUCAGUCCUUCCUGUCGAGUGGCUACAGCUCCAUUGACACUGUGAAAAACCUCUGGGAGCUUGAAAUAGUAAAUGUGCUGAAGGUGAAUCUGCUUGGCCAUCGGAAGCGAAUCAUUGCCUCCUUGGCGGACAGACCAUACGAGGAGCCACCCCAGAAACCACCGCGGUUCUCACAGCUGAGGUGCCAGGAUCUGAUGUCCCAGACUUCCUCACCGCUGAGCCAGACUGACUCCUACACGGGGAGGUCAGCAGAUCCCUUGCUGCCUUCGGGGGAUUCUGGGAAGAGGCGUUGUGACAGUGGCCGUGAUGCUGCUUCUCACCCCAGAGCCGACCGAUACAAAGCACAGGAGGAGCAUCGUGAGUCCAGACUGACUCUCAGGCCCCCAAGUCUCGCUGCGCCGUAUGCGCCUGUCCAGAAUUGGCAACACCAGCCUGAGAAGCUCAUCUUCGAGUCCUGCGGGUAUGAGGCCAACUAUCUGGGCUCCAUGUUAAUCAAAGACCUGCGAGGGACGGAGUCAACGCAGGAUGCCUGUGCAAAGAUGAGGAAAUCCACGGAGCAUAUGAAGAAGAUCCCAACCAUAAUAUUAUCCAUUACUUACAAAGGGGUGAAGUUCAUAGAUGCUUCUAACAAGAAUGUUAUCGCUGAGCAUGAAAUCCGGAACAUCUCCUGUGCGGCCCAGGACCCUGAAGAUCUCUGCACAUUUGCCUAUAUCACCAAGGACCUGCAGACCAGCCACCACUACUGCCAUGUCUUCAGCACCGUCGAUGUGAACCUGACGUAUGAAAUCAUCCUGACGUUGGGACAAGCGUUUGAAGUCGCCUAUCAGCUGGCCCUCCAAGCCCAAAAAUCAAAACCCACCGGUGCUUCAGCAGCGGAAACGAUAGAAACGAAAUCUUCCAAACCGGUGCCUAAACCCAGAGUUGGCGUGAGGAAAUCCGCAGUGCCGCUCCCUCCUGAUAGUCGCUGUUGUUACUGUCACACCUGUACUACACACCGUCCCUCCUAUCUGCCGCUGCAGUCUGUUAGUCAAGGAGCUAAGCUGGAGCCAUCUGAAGUGGACCAAGACUCCCAAUCUCAUGCCAGUGUCUCCUGGGUUGUUGAACCUAAACAGGAUUCUAAGAGGACCCUCAGCACUAACUGAUAUGCAGGCAGCUGUGUGCUACCAUGGAAAUGUAGUAACGGGGCAGAGACCUAAGAAGCAGUGGUACCCCAACAGGAUGAAGAUCUCCACCCGGCACUGGUGUCUGCCUCUUUGAAUAUGUUCAUGACUGCUGAGUAAGGGCUUCCAAAGCUGAGGGGGGAAAAGGGAUCCCAGCAGACAAAAGCAGCUACGCAUUUCUAGCAAAGGAGAUUUGAGACUUCUGAGCUCAAGGGAGUGAUACCAUAUUUUCUAGUCUGUUGCAACAAAUGUUUUUUAAAGAGGUUUUUUUUCCUUUUAUGUGCAACGAUACGAAGCAAAACAAAUCCACAACUUAAAUGUAGCAUGUUGCAAUUUUUUUGGGUGGAACAAACGUUAGUAAAUUAUAAGAUUCUACAGUACUGUCCUGUCCUACAAAGAGUAUGGUAAAAAGUCUUAGCGAUGGCGCUAGUAUGUGUGUGUCUAAUGGUACUUUAAUUCGCCUCAGUUCCUGGUGAGCAGUAGAAAACAAUUCCAAGAUUUUGGUAAUAGUUGUUUAUUCCAAGUUAUGAAACUCAGCUGCAUGGGUUUUCAUACACUUUUCUUUAAAGCCACUCCAAGCCUAAGUGGGAGAUGGAUAUAACUUAAGGAAAACUGUGUCUGCAAAGGAGUUAUAAUCCUAGUGAUUAUUGCUGGAUAUCACCCAUGGUACGACGCUUGCUUUCACUACAGAGAACUAUUGCAUUGCAAUACUUGAUGUUUUUAUGGUAAGGAGGACACAAUUAGAUCUCUUUCCAUUAGUUUAUCACACUGAAUAACUGGAGAAUUUGCUCAUUUCUAUACUGUCUCUUGCAUCUGCCAUGUUUUUUAAAUGCAGUUACGUGCUAGCGGGUUGGGUUUUUAAAGUCUGAUUGUGAUUUAGCACUUCUUUAAUACUAGCUCAUUAGUGAACUACCAUUAGUGUAACAGUAUUUCAGAAUAUGAACAAAUGAGUUAUAUUCUGGGCAUUUCACUGAAACAGUCCAUACCUGAUGAUAAAUUCUAAUCAAUCUAAGAAUGGCUGGUCCCAAGCAGUCUCGCAUUCUUAAACAGAACACAAUCUUGAAGGUGCUUUGUAAUUAUGCUUCAUUUAAACUACCAGAGUAUUUAAUGGUGGCUUUGGCCGUGACAGUUGUGUGAACUGAUGUUUUCCAGUGCCCUGACCAUCAGGACCUUGUUGGAAGGAGAGAUGGUAAAAUGGGCAUGACUUGGUUCUUGAAAUGUAAAAACAGGGCAUGCCAUGCCAGGGCUGUGAUCUCAGGCAGGUGUGAUGGUUGGUAGUGCCUGCUGCUUAUGAGAAUAUUGUGUCCUAACUCUGUUUCUAACUCCAGUUGCUGCUGUAUCUGUCAGGAUUUAAUUUAGUUUCAUUCCAGUUGAUGGUGAGUGCUGAGAGAAACAAUCAGUCCCCAAGGCCUAGACCUGUCAAUGAUUUGUGGGUAGAAAACAAGCUGUUUUUAAAAAUUAAUGAAUUUAGGAAACUUAACAUUCCUUCUUAUACCCAUGUUGCAGUUCAUACUGAUGUAAGUGUAAAUAUUCAGUGUGUUGGCAGAGAAUGAACCCCUGCUUUGGAGAGGGCUAGCUCUGUUGGAUGCAUGAGCUUUUGAGGUUGGCUGGCCGUCAAAGUGGUGACGAAGAUUCCAAUCUUGCUGUUGUCUCCAGUGACUCAGCAACUCCCUUUGCAGUUCUCUUGCUAGGUGUUUUUCUCCUAGACAUAGAAUAUGUAUUGCAGAGGAGCUGAGCUUUGGCAGUGUAUGUUUGUUUUAGUGUGGGAUGUUUUCAAGGUACUUGCCUGGUAGGGCUCUUCUCCUGGACCCCAGCCUAUAUUUUCAGGAAUUCAGGAGGCUCCCAGUCUCUUAGUACUUUGCCAUUUGUACACUGUUCAAACUCCUGUGUUCCUACAGGAGUGUCUUAGAUUUCUGUUGCUGAUGUGAUUAAUUUUUCAAAGUGCUGAGCUAGUUCUGGUACCAGCCUGUGAUCCACUUCCUUCCCUUUUUCAAAGGACAGACUGUAUUCUAGAGCACCCUCCAUUUGUAUCUGGUAUGGGUCCAAGCUGAGAACUCUAGACAGACCCUAAGAUUAAUAGCUGAAUUGUCUCCUUAAAAGGAGGGUGCAAUCAUUUUAAGCUGCUGUAUCUUAUUUUAUUCUGUACCUAUUAAAAAAUGGUAAUCCUGGCUGUUCUGUUUUGUCUUUAAAUUCUAGAAAAAAGUUGGUAAUUGGAUUUGAGGUACACCCCUAUGCCCCUUGCAGAAAAAAGGUAUUUAGAUGUGUUUUGAGGGGAAGCUGAGCUGGACUGCUGCCCUUUACAAUGCAGCAGCCUCACAAACAAUACACCUGAGCAAAUCUAUUUCUUGAUUUGUGAAACUUAUGUGGGCUCAGCUACAUUAACACUCCCUCAUUCCAGAGUUCAGAUAUCUGUCAGCAGGAAUUUCAGUGGGUUUCCCUUAUGCUUACAGCAGUUGAGUGCAGUAGGCUUUUUCAUUUGAUAACAAGGUCUGUUUGCCAUUCCAGGCUCCCUUUUAGAUCCUACAUUGACAUAUUUAGAGGUACCUGUGCAACCAGAAGCAAAUUUGAUGCUCUUGAAAUGGGAGAGCUAACUCAAUUUUUUCGUCUUUUGAAAAAUAACCUGAGAUUUAUUUCCCCAACAGGGCAGAGAACAGUCAACUUCAGUUUGCAAUGUAGACAUUUUUGCUAAUUGUGAUGUAUGGCAGUGGGACUGAUUUGUAAUAAAAAUGUUAUUUAAUCUGUCUCUGUAUUUUGAUACUUGAAUUUUCUUUUUUCCUGUAUAUAAAAUUGUUAAUCUGUCUGAAUUUUUGUCUGAAUUUUAAACAAAUUGUGGUACCAAACAUAACCAAUCUGUGCAACAACAUAGACUGACCUCACUACAACAAGGCGAGAUUGUAAAUAUUUCUGGGCUUCCAGUGGUCGUUUUGUUGUUUUUUCAUAACUGUACAACUUAGAACAGACUGAAUUAAUAAAUAAACUCAGACACACA